GGGUAAGAAAGGGUGAAACUGAAAAGGAGUGAGGCAAUGCUCCUCAGAAUGAAGGCAGGUCACUGAGAGCAGCUAGCUCCCCGGAUGAGCACUAUGCGCCAUCUGCAAUAGGAACACGAACGAUCAGCCCUCUGCUUAGACUACACAGUUCGCAUUGUACGAGUUGCAAAUGACAGUGGUCUGCACAGAUUUGGACGAAGAAUCAUGAUGAAAUUACUUCCCAAAUUACUUUUGCUGUUGUUGCUAGCUUUCCCAGCAACGAUUCUUAUGAACGGUCCUUUAGUGGCAGCUCAAGAUGCAACUGAGGAUGAGGAGGCAGCAGAUGAAGUUACUGCAGAAGAUGAAGAUGAUGAAGCAGAAGUUGAGGAUGAUGAGAAUACAGAGUUGACAGAGGAGAAAGAAGAGGAAGAGGAGGAAGCCUCGUCAGGGGAGAUGAAGGCCUCUCCCAAUGCUGACACCACUAUUCUUUUUGUUAAGGGAGAUGACUUUCCUGCCAACAACAUUGUCAAGUUCCUGGUGGGUUUCAGCAACAAGGGUAGUGAAGAGUUUGUGGUGGAGUCCCUGGACGCCUCUUUCCGCUACCCCCAGGACUUCCAGUUCUACAUACAGAACUUCACGGCCCUCCAGCUGGGUACCGUGGUGCCAGGCCAACGGCAGGCUACCUUUGAGUACUCCUUCAUCCCUGCCGAGCCCAUGGGCGGGCGCCCCUUCGGCCUGGUCAUCAAUCUCAACUACAAGGACAACAGCGGCAAUGUGUUCCAGGACGCCGUGUUCAACCAGACCGUGACCAUCACCGAAAGGGAGGAUGGCCUGGAUGGUGAAACGAUCUUCAUGUAUGUUUUCCUGUCUGGUCUGGGUCUGUUGGUAGUGGUUGGUCUGCACCAACUGCUAGAGUCCAGGAAGAGAAGGAGGCCCGCCGCAAAAGUGGAGAUGGGGACGGCCAGCCACAACGAUGUGGACAUGAGUUGGAUCCCCCAGGAGACGCUCAACCAGAUCAUGCAAAGCAGACGAGACAAAGCCUCCCCCAGACGGUCGCCCCGCAAGAGAGCCCAGAAAAGGUCUGCCGGCUCGGACGAGUGACUGCUGUCACACCACUGUCACAACCUGCAGCCAGGCACACAAGCCUGGCCAAGCCAGUGAGGACCAGGGGUCACUUAGCCAGACAUGUCCUUUAACUACCACAAGCUCCAUCCCUCCAAGAGGUAGCGACCACUUCCAUAAUGGGGAAAAAGAAAAAACAUUUUAAUAUCAGAAAAAGAAAACCAUUUAAUUAUCACAUUUUUUCUUUCACUGUCAAGCUGGUUCAUAUAGAGAAACUCAUUCCAGUUUCGCUCUAGAAAAUGAAACCCUGAAAAUGCUUCCAUUUUGAAUUGUGUUGAUAUUUUUCGUAUUCUGUAGAUGGCUGGUUGGUUGGUUGGUCGGUCCAGGGGGAGGGGUUUACAGGAAGCUGGUGCACUGUGUAUUGUAUCGAGCAGGAGGGGUGAAGCUCAGGGUUCGUGUUUUGUUUUUGUUUUGCCUCUGUCUGCAGUUGCCUUUUUCUUUGGGGAAGGUUAAUGGGAAGCGUGGCCUGAGAUGAUGAGGUUAUUUUUUAAAGGUAGCGUAUCGCAGAAGGCCCAAGAGCUUUAUUUUCCAGCUUUUUCUUGCACUGGUUAUUUGCGGCACAAAUGUUGGGAUACCGCUACGGUGUUGCGGCCCGAGUUCCCUGCUCAAAAUGCACUGAACCGGUUAAACCAUUUUCAGCUAUGUUUUUGUGAUGUAUUAAUUUGUGAAUGAGCAGUGUGGUGGAUUUACACUCAGAAUGACAAUGCUGGCUUUCAGUCCUUUUCAGAUCUGCUUGUCUUUGAAUACUCCUUGGAGGAGUUCACUGUAAUUGUCCGUCGGAAUCUAUUCCUGAGCAGAAAAGGACUUAAGGAGAGUUGUAAAAAAUUAAAAUACAAAAUGAAUAAAAAUAAUAAAUACUUUUUUUCUUGCUGAAAAUGAACUGAGCUGAGAACGCACUGUAAAAUGGACUGAAAUUUCUACCGGAUCUGCAGAGGGACAAAUGCCAAAUGUAAAAUUACACCUGUGUGCACUCAGUCUGUGUAGAUUUAUGACUGUGCAUCUUGUAAUUUGAAGUCCUAUUUGGUGGUGGAAAUGUUCCUGAGAUGCUGAUAUGAUUUAAAUGCUGACACUACUGAGUGAAGUCCUGUAGAACUAUGAACAUUAAGAGUCGUGGGAGUUGAAUCCCUUGGUUUCUUGGUUAUGUUGGGUUAAUGACCUACAGCUGGUUACAAACCCUUAGCAGUAACUGAAUCCCAGUUUGCAUGUAAUUGCUUUUAUAUUGCUGUAAUUUCAUAAUGCUGAACAUUAUGGUCAUUGGAUUGUACUCCAGCAGAUUCUUAUCUAAGCAGUUACAAAUUGUGAUUUAAGUCAAUUAUUUAUUAAUUUACAUUUUAAAAUUUGAGAAUUCUGGAGAAUAUGAAUUUCACAUCAUGGGUAUGAAUCUCUAAUCAGAUCAGAGUUUUGGUUUUAAUUCAUAUUAUGGUAAGACUACUGGAUGCAGUUAUAUUUUUCACUCAAUUUCCCCCAAAUUAUGAUUUUUUCUUUGCAGUCAUUUGUGAAACUAGAUUUUGUUUUCCUGAAUAUUGUACAGUCUGAUUAAAACUUUUGUAUGUCUGUGGGCAGGGAUGUAUUGGUUUGAUUCAGAAAAUUGAAAAUAAAGAUUUAACUUUU
Conger conger (European conger) is the source of this 2712-nucleotide messenger RNA. It is a transcript of the gene ssr1, whose product is annotated as signal sequence receptor, alpha. The record is from RefSeq and is a predicted model, not a curated record. NCBI's taxonomy places the organism in Eukaryota, Metazoa, Chordata, Actinopteri, Anguilliformes, Congridae. The transcript has 9 exons. The coding region runs from base 205 to 1080 and encodes 291 amino acids. Gene Ontology annotation, cellular component: endoplasmic reticulum membrane; endoplasmic reticulum.